GAUUCUUCCCUUUCACCACAAGCUCCUCCCUCUCCGCCGAUUUUGCCGACAAACGACGUUACCGUCGCCGUUGUGAAGAAACCGACGGCUGCUUCUGUUUCGUCUCAGUCUCCGUCGAGGAACGCUUUAGCGUUAGUGGUUCAUACUCCUGCUGUAACCGGUGGUGGUGGUAGCGGUAACAGAAACGGACGAGGAGGAAGCGGUGGUGGCGGCGGCGGAAGAGACGAUUGUUGGAGCGAAGAAGCUACAAAGGUUCUAAUCGACGCUUGGGGAGAUCGGUUCUCUGAGCCAGGUAAAGGAACAUUGAAGCAACAACAUUGGAAAGAAGUAGCUGAGAUUGUGAACAA
Messenger RNA from Camelina sativa (false flax), 347 nucleotides. Lineage: Eukaryota; Viridiplantae; Streptophyta; Magnoliopsida; Brassicales; Brassicaceae. The record is from RefSeq and is a predicted model, not a curated record.